Austrofundulus limnaeus is the source of this 397-nucleotide messenger RNA. RefSeq names its product multivesicular body subunit 12A. Gene Ontology annotation, biological process: regulation of epidermal growth factor receptor signaling pathway; receptor catabolic process; endosome to lysosome transport via multivesicular body sorting pathway. NCBI's taxonomy places the organism in Eukaryota, Metazoa, Chordata, Actinopteri, Cyprinodontiformes, Rivulidae. The record is from RefSeq and is a predicted model, not a curated record. Gene Ontology annotation, cellular component: cytosol; ESCRT I complex.
UCUCUGCAGCUCAACUCUCAGUUAAACAACAUCCGCAUCAAGUCUUUCAAAGACAUUGAAAACGAGUACAACUACGCUUUCACUGUGGAGGAAUCUGCUGCGAAAAGGACCAGACCAUCAGUCUCAGCUGAACAGGUUGCAUCAGCUCAGUGAGCUGACGUCAGCACCACAUCUCAGCUGCUUCAUUCCUACAGACAGUUUUCUAAGGAGAAGAGAGCAGAGGAAGAUUUAUUGUCUUCACAUCUACAUUCACACUAUGAAGCUAAAGUCAAACUUAAAAGUUGUUGUUUUUUUGUGUCGUCUGUUACCAAAGUCUCCACUUCUCCAAGUUUCAUCUUAAUGGGUUCAACAUGUAAUGAAGUUUUGGAUCUCAGGAGUCUUUGUUGCUCAGUCUGCU